AUGACACAAACGAGCCACCAAUUGACCAAUUUCCCGCCGAUCAUUCCUCCACCGGUUCAAGAUCUCCCUCCGAUUUUACCUCCGCCGGUUCAAGACCUCCCUUCGAUUUUACCUCCACCGGUUCAAGAGUUGCCGCCUAUUUUGCCUCCACCUGUUGAAGACUUUCCACCAAUUCUACCCCCACCGGUUCAAGAACUUCCGCCGAAUCUCCCUCCUCCGGUUCAAGACUUCCCACCAGUUUUCACAACACCUCCGAUUGUACAAGAUCCACCGGUUGUUCCAAUAUUCUCCACACCACCAGUUCUAGAUUUUCCACCGCAAACUCCCGUCUUUACCACGCCACCAGAGGUAACGAAUCCAUGGCUACCGCCGGAGCAACCACCGGUUACGUCCAUCCCAACAAUACCGGAACAUCCAUAUCCAAACCCGGACAUGGGUUCAAAUCAGCCGGUUGUUCAGCUUCCUGCACCCUCUUGGGAUUCCCCGCCAUUUAAUCGUUGAUUUCAUAUGUUUUUCAAAUUUCUCC
Molecule: messenger RNA, 526 nt
Organism: Raphanus sativus (radish)
Lineage: Eukaryota; Viridiplantae; Streptophyta; Magnoliopsida; Brassicales; Brassicaceae
Product: proline-rich extensin-like protein EPR1
Exons: 2
Coding region: 1-501 (166 amino acids)
Source: RefSeq, a predicted model, not a curated record